GGUUUAGUUGGUUUUUUUGUUUUAUUUCUUCGACCAGAAACCGAUGAUGAUUGGCAAGAUCGUUUUUGCCUUGGCCAUCGUUUCUCUAUCUGGCGCCACUGUCCUUCAUAAUCUACAAGGAUUUGGACAUGGUCACUCAUCAGCUUCAACAAUAGCCAUCGGACAUGUAACAGAACAGGUACUCUCUUCGAUUCCUGUUGUCCAAACAAGAGUGGAACCUUACGACCCUCAUCCAAUUUAUGGUUAUUCUUACACUGUCCAUGAUGGACACACUGGCGAUUCAAAAUACCAAAUCGAAACGAGAAACGGCGACUCUGUAAGGGGCCAAUAUAGUUUGACUGAGCCUGACGGCAGCAGACGCAUUGUGGAUUAUGCCGCAGAGCCUCAUACAGGAUUUAAUGCUAUUGUACAUAGGACUCAACAUUAAUUUUUGCUUUAUUAGUUAGGUAAGAGUGCCCUUGCCCUGUAUUAUUUAAAUAUAAAAUUAUGAAAAAUAA
Ceutorhynchus assimilis (cabbage seed weevil) is the source of this 497-nucleotide messenger RNA. The record is from the annotation of a GenBank genome assembly. NCBI's taxonomy places the organism in Eukaryota, Metazoa, Arthropoda, Insecta, Coleoptera, Curculionidae.